AGCCUACGAGGAAGCCAAAAGCACCCGCCGUCCACAAUAUAAAAUGCAGUCAGUCACAGCGCCGCCCACGCAACCUUAAUCAUCCCUUCAAGGAGGUCACUAAACAAUCGCAGAGCCACAGCUCCACCACCAACUACUAAAAAAGAGAGAAGCACUAGGCAGGGAUGCUGGAGGAAACCGAGUACUAUGACAUUCUCGGUGUCAGUCCGGCAGCUUCGGAGGAGGAGAUCCGCAAAGCUUACUAUCUGAAGGCAAGGCAAGUUCAUCCCGACAAGAAUCCAAAUGAUCCGAAAGCCUCAGAAAAAUUUCAGACACUUGGGGAAGCCUACCAGGUGCUGAGUGAUCCAGUGCAGAGAAAAGCUUAUGAUGGUUUUGGUAAAGAAAGUGUUUCCAGGGAAAAUAUUUUAGAUGGCACUGCCAUAUUUACCCUUCUUUUUGGAAGUGAACUUUUUGAAAAUUACAUAGGACACCUUGCUGUGGCCUCAAUGGCAUCAUCUGAAUUAACCAGUGAAAAUGACAGUCCAGAGAAACUUCAAGAUAGAUUGAAGGCUGUGCAAAGAGAAAGAGAGGAGAAACUCGCUAGGUUCUUGAAAGAUUUUCUCAAUCAAUAUGUUUCUGGUGAUCAAGAAGGAUUCUUCCAUCGUGCAGAGUCUGAAGCGAAGAGGCUUACCAACACAGCCUUUGGAGUAGAGAUUCUACAGACAAUUGGUUAUGUAUAUAGAAGACAGGCUGCCAAAGAGUUAGGCAAGAAGAUCAUGUAUCUCGGCGUGCCAUUUUUGGCUGAAUGGGUGAGACACAAGGGGCAUUUGUGGAAAUCACAAAUAUCGGCAGCUAAAGGUGCUUUUCAGUUGCUGCAAAUUCAAGAAGAUCUAUGCAGGCAACUCAACAAAGAUGGUACAAUUACAGACAAAGAUGUCGAAUAUCAUACGAGGAUAAACAAGGAUCUUAUGGUAGAUUCAUUGUGGAAACUUAAUGUUGUCGAUAUCGAAAUGACACUUGUACAUGUGUGCCAAAUGGUUUUGCAAGAAAUCAAUGUCAAGGAGGAAUCAAAGUCUCGCAUGGUAGCUUUAAAGAUUCUUGGAAAGAUUUUCCAGGGUUGCCCUUUGAAGAAGGAAAAGUAUGCCUUGCCUGCUCCUGCCACAAAAGAAAAAAUAGUUCAAGAUGAUGAUGACACUAAUUCCGACUCAACUAGUUCAGUUGAGGAUUCUCCGAGGCGGCUUCCAUAUCGAACGCCAUUUCUUAUUCAGGGCAUUGGAAGAUUCUUUAGAUGCAUUUGUAACCCUGCAUAUGAUGUGGAUGGUGAUCAUGAGCCACCAAGUGAUGCUGAGGUGAGUUCUAUGCUGAUUCCGACGACUUCAGAGCUCGAAGAAUCGAAGGUGGAUGCGGCGAAGUUCAGUCGUCGUCGUGUAUAGAGAUCAGUAAAAUUUAGCACCAUUUGUGUGCAAAUGCAGUUUAAACACUUAAAUAGUCUUCAUGGUUUGAUUUAA
Molecule: messenger RNA, 1487 nt
Organism: Zingiber officinale
Lineage: Eukaryota; Viridiplantae; Streptophyta; Magnoliopsida; Zingiberales; Zingiberaceae
Product: chaperone protein dnaJ 10-like
Exons: 11
Coding region: 165-1412 (415 amino acids)
Source: RefSeq, a predicted model, not a curated record